This is a messenger RNA of Ricinus communis (castor bean), 1449 nucleotides long. RefSeq lists its product as uncharacterized. The record is from RefSeq and is a predicted model, not a curated record. The coding region runs from base 171 to 1115 and encodes 314 amino acids. The transcript has 9 exons. Lineage: Eukaryota; Viridiplantae; Streptophyta; Magnoliopsida; Malpighiales; Euphorbiaceae.
UAAACCAAAACCAAAAACAGAGCAAGCAGCCAGCAAUCAUCAAUCUCUUGUCUGUGUCCACUCAAACACCUCUCUCCAAAGCAAAGAUAUUUCCUCUCCCUUCAGUCCUCUUAACACAAGUACCUACCUAAAGCUCCACAAAAGUUGCAGACUAAGCUUUAAGUUGUCCAAUGGAAACACUCUCCAGUAUCUCUUGCUUCUCCACCUCCAACAAAUCUCCAUUUAAUAAGUCAUCUCCAAAACCACUUUUGAGGAGAAACCCACCAAAAGUCUCAUUCUUUAGAGCUUCUCCUAAUCCAGUGAGGGAACUUGCAGAAGAGGAUGUUUUGAGAAUGUUCCUCAAGGAAAGAGAAGUAAAUGGAGAUUUUAUUUCUAAAGCUUCCGAUAUGUUUUGGUUGAGAGAGGUCAUGGAGUUAGUUGAUUUUGAUGCUGCUAAACUUGCUGACAAUUCUCAAGAAGCAGAGCAGAUUAUGGAAAGUCAAGAUGAAGGGGGGUUUUUGAAACUGACCAGAACACAGGAAUGGAUAUCAGGUGCUGACUCUGCACCAAUGAAUAAGAAAGCCAUUGCAAAGGCUAUGCAAGAUGAUAGUGACAGAAGGAAGAAACUGAACUUUCUCAAAUAUGAAGCUCUCAAAAGAGAACUGAUAUUUUUAUCAGUUGGUAUUGGAACUGCAUGUACUGGCUAUUGUUUGAUUGCUUUAUCAGUCCAGGCUGCUAUUAGCUAUGCAAUUGGAGUACUUUUCAGUUGCUUGUACCUUCAACUGUUGUGCAAACAUGCAGACAACCUAUCCAGAGAAAUGAUUCCUCCAAUUUUCAUGAAAAAGAAAUCGAAGAAAAUUGGGAUAAGAAGCGAGGAUCUUAGUGAGUCGAUAGAGAGAUCAAUAAAAGGAAGUGGUAUGGCUCUUUCAUCUCCGAGGCUUAUGAUACCAGCUGCAGUUUACGGAUUGUGGGUCCUGUCUCAUCACUAUUUUUCCAAUGAUAUUUUUGAUUUCCAGAUUGUACCGGCUAUGUUUGGGAUGUUUGUAUACAAAGCUGCAGCACUUGUUCAAGUAUAUAGAGAUAAUGAAGACCUGCAGUUUCUCUUUCCAGAAGACGGGGAAAGUUCAAGUGACUGAGAUUUGCAUUUAUGUACUCAUCGGAGGUGUUCAAACGCUGCCUUUACUCUUUUCAGUCAUUCCAUAGCAGAAUUAGAUGCUAGUCGUAGUUUUCCAAUGUAGAACGAAAGAAGAUCCCAGCACGGAGACCCACCCCUUUCCUGACAUGGUUUACAGAGAAGUAAUAAAGCGAAGUUGUGAGUUUGAGGUUAUAACGCUGCACACAAUCUGGGUUCUUGUAGUAUGGCUUGGUGGAAAUUUGUUAUGUGCUCGUCUUUGAGCUCCUUGUACCUAUUGAAACAAGGUGGUUUCUGGUGAAAAAUGUUAUAUUAAUAAGUUGUCUUAUUUUGUUUUA